AUGGCCAUCCAAUCUCUUUCCCAGACCAGUUCUGAGCACUCUGCGCCCAUUGGAGUUCAGGAAAUCUAUGAUUUGGCAAACCUGCCUCCAUUGCCCGAGUCCCCUCGAGACUCGCAAGCAUACGCGUAUACUCCGCUCAUCGAUUCAAUCUUGGAGAUCCGGCUCAUCAAUAUACUACCUGGGCGUGAAGAUGACCCUUUGGAAGUUGAGAUAUGCACUACUCCGUUAAUAAGCGCAAAUCUUCCGAAAUACGAAGCACUCUCGUACGCUUGGGGAAGCCCUGAAAAGACAGAAACGAUUUACCUGCGAAACAAGACAUGCUUCGAUUACGACGUGCAUCAUCCAGGCUAUGGCAAGCCAGGAUGCUGCGUACCAGCAACUCCUUAUGACAUUCUCGGAGUGACAUCGAAUCUCGGUUCAGCCUUACGACACCUCAGAUACAUCGAUGCACCUCGGGUCAUGUGGAUUGAUGCCAUCUGUAUCAAUCAGGAAGACAAUCUCGAGAAGAGCGAUCAGGUCUACAGCAUGGCCGACGUGUUUCAUAAAGCCACGCGUUGUAUCGUUUGGCUAGGCCCAGAAGCAGACGACAGUUCGCACGCUAUGCAUCUCUUGGAUACCAUUGGGAGACGCGGGAAUGAUUUUGGUCGACCAGUUGCUGAAGACGAUGUCAAUUCCUCGUCAACUGAUCAUGACCCUGAACGACCGUUGACAGAGAGAGGCCUUCGCUCCAUCUUAUCUAUCACGUCCCGUACCUGGUUCUCACGGCUUUGGACUCGACAAGAGAUAGUACACUCUUCAGAUGAAUCUAUAGUACAGUGUGGUUGGGAUCACCUCCUAUGGGGAAGGCUCAGGAACGCUUUUACCCCUCUCUAUCAAAAUCUUCGUCUUUGUUGGCUCCCUCCGAUUAAGGAUCUGGACGAGAUCGUGUUCAGUAUCUUCAAGAACUUGAUGGCCACACCAAAGAAAGAAGUCAGAUUUAUGAAUGCAAUGAUGGCUGCUUCAACCAGCCACUGCGUUGAUCCCCGCGACAGAGUCUUUGCUAUGAUCUCCUUCAAUCAUGAAAUUCGUCUGAGGAUCAAGCCAGAUUACUCCCGUACUGUGCUUAGUGUCUAUACGGAUUUAUUGCUCCACAUGAUAGAUAUAGGUGGUUCACUGAAUGUGUUAUCUCACUGUGGGGUGGCUUUGCGCCCUUAUGGUUUCCCCACGUGGGUGCGAGACUGGCGAGUUGCUUCGCCACAAGAAGGCCUCAUAUUCUCCUGGGCAGGACACUGGGCCUCGGCGGGCACAGCAGCUGAGGUAGAAUACGAUAAGCUGAAAAGAAAGCUGAGCAGCAGAGGACUGAUCCUCCAAAGUAUUGUACAUGUUUGGCCAAGUUCGACCGAUUCCAAGAAUCUGGCCUCGCAAGAAUGCCCCGACUUACGCCGAGACACGCCGUCACAAUCUCCCACGCCUCUAGUAUACAAUCCGUUUUCCAUUCCAAGUAUAGUUCCCCCCGAUGAACGCUUUGACCUUCCCGGUAUGGGCAGAGCUCAAAAAGACAAGUUGAUAAGAAAGCUCGUAGGCUCUCCAAGCAAGGGUUGCAAUAGCUUCAGAAUUGUUGAACUCCUAUUAGAAGAAAGAUGUAACACCAAGAGAGUCGAAUUUAUGGCCGAAGACGGUUCACAUGGAAUUGGCCCAGCCGACACCCUUUCAGGCGAUAUUGUUGCCAGUUUUCUUGGAGCAUCGGUCCUCUUUGUCCUGCGUCCGGUGUCAGCUUCAAGCGAUUAUCAAUUAGUUGGAGAGUGUUGUCUUCACGGAUACAUGUAUGGUGAGGCUCUUUUUGGGCGGCCCCUGCGACCUUGGCUUCCGGCUAUGCUGGGGCGUGACGCAGAUAAUAGAGGACCGAAAAGGGCCUAUAUGGAUUCAAUUACCAACAAUGCACAGUUUGCCGACCCCAGACUCCCAAACAUCCUCCACAGUGAACUUAGCGCCGAAGAAAGGGCUUCUAUACAGCCGGACGGGACCGGGUUCACACCAAAUCUUCUCCGCAAGAUCGGUGUCCCAUUGCGGACCAUAAACCUAGUCUGA
Pseudovirgaria hyperparasitica is the source of this 2067-nucleotide messenger RNA. Its product is annotated as HET-domain-containing protein. The transcript has a single exon. The record is from RefSeq and is a predicted model, not a curated record. The coding region runs from base 1 to 2067 and encodes 688 amino acids. NCBI's taxonomy places the organism in Eukaryota, Fungi, Ascomycota, Dothideomycetes, Acrospermales, Acrospermaceae.